This is a messenger RNA of Carya illinoinensis, 2134 nucleotides long. Its product is annotated as G-type lectin S-receptor-like serine/threonine-protein kinase At1g34300. Gene Ontology annotation, biological process: recognition of pollen. The coding region runs from base 662 to 1999 and encodes 445 amino acids. NCBI's taxonomy places the organism in Eukaryota, Viridiplantae, Streptophyta, Magnoliopsida, Fagales, Juglandaceae. The record is from RefSeq and is a predicted model, not a curated record. The transcript has a single exon.
UAUACAUCCUACAAGUUAUUAUUCUCCAUCCUUGCCCUUUGUGUACUGGCAAGUCAAGACUCAUUUUGAAAUUUCAUUGGCGCAAUGUCGUUAAGGUACCAAGGUUGUAAUGGCUAUAGAAGCAAGGCAAUGAAUUUGGCUUUCACUGGAUUGCAAGCAUAGAUUCAAAAACUCGUUGGAUUAUGGUGUAUUCUCAUCUUAAUGCACGUUAUUUAGUUGUUGGGUCCGUUCAUUCUAUCAACUAUAAGAUUGGAAUGCUAAAUUUGCAUGAUUUGAGUUUUAUUUCAUCGGUUUUCAAAGCUCGAAUAAAAUAUCGAUUUUCAAGUACAUUAGAUCUCUUUUCUCUUUUCUAAAAACAAAAAAAAAACAAAAACAAAAACAAAAAAUUAUCUCAUUUCUUUUUAUUUUGGCAUCUUCACCUCAAUGGCCAUUUGCCCAGUUCGCAGUUGCCCCAAACGCUGCAGCACGCAAAGUAUGGAGAGGCGACAACAACAACGCCAAGUCCAAGGUCUUCCUCCCACUUGCCCCUCCCAAGUUUUAACCCUCUCUCUCUCUCUCUGUCUGCAUAGUCACGCAGAUACUCCCCACCAUCCACAAUUACGGAUACAUAGAUGUUGGAACAAAUUCACAACCCAGAUAAGAAACAUUGACCAGAAGUAAAAUGACCCACCUUGGAAUCCAACCCAGAUUCCUCUUGCUUUUCCUCCUCCCCAUCAGUUUGCUAUUUGCAGCAGAAGAAGCGGCGGCGGCAGGUACAAUCUCACCUGGGUCAGCUCUUUACGCCUCCAACACAAACGAGGCGUGGUCCUCCCCAAGCUCCACCUUUUCCCUCGGCUUCCUUCCACUCGGCCCCUCCUUCAUCGCCGCCAUCUUCUACUCCGGCGGUGUCCCCAUCUGGACCGCUGGCUCCACCCCUGUCGACUCUGGAGCUUCCUUCCAGUUCCUCCCCACCGGCACCCUCCGUCUCCUCAACGGCUCCAACCAUAUUGUCUGGGACUCCGCCACUACCGGCCUUAACGUCUCCUCCGCCUCCCUCGACGACUCCGGUAACCUUGCCCUCCUUCGAACCGGAAAUUUUUCGGUCUGGUCCUCCUUUGAGCACCCAACUGAUACGAUCGUGCCGUCCCAGAACUUCACUACCGGUAUGUCUCUGCGAUCUGGGUCUUACACCUUUCUUCUUCUUGAUUCUGGCAAUCUCGCACUUCGUUGGAAUGGAAGCAUCGUAUAUUACAAUCAAGGUUUGAAUUCCUCUUAUAAUACCAAUAUAACUUCUCCGAGUUUAGGAAUACAGAGCAUCGGGAUUGUAUCGAUUUACGAUCCUAGUUUGUCUGAUGCGGCUAUCUUUGCUUAUAGCAAUGAUUAUGCUGAAAAUAGAGAUACGCUGAGGUUUCUGAGGUUGGAUGAUGAUGGGAAUUUAAGGAUGUAUAGCUCCGAUAGAGGGAGUGGGAAUCGAGAUGUGAGAUGGGCAGCUGUUGAGGACCAAUGUCAGGUUUUUGGCUUCUGCGGAAAUAUGGGAAUCUGUAGUUAUAAUGAUACGAGCCCGAUUUGCGAGUGCCCGUCUCGGAACUUUGAGCCGGUUGAUCCGAAGGAUAGUAGGCAAGGUUGUAAGAGGAAGGUGGAGAUCGCGGAUUGUCCGGGGAAUGCGACCAUGUUGGAUAUGGAACACACACUGUUCUUAACAUACCCACCGGAGACAGAGUCGCAGAUUUUCUUUGUGGGUAUAUCGGCCUGUAGAUCAAAUUGUCUUGUGAAUCCAAGUUGCGAUGCUUCCACUUCUUUGUCGGAUGGGACAGGGCAGUGUUAUUUCAAAACACCGGUUUUUAUUAGUGGCUAUCAGAGUCCCGCAGUGCCUAGCACUUCGUAUGUCAAGGUUUGCUCACCAGUGGUUCCCAACCCAUCGCCUCCUGCACAGGUUGUUGGGGAGAGCAGCGGUUGGAGGAUGCAUCCAUGGGUUGUAGCUAUUGUGGUUAUAGGCACUAUUUUACAUUCUUUGAUGUAGACGGCCUAGUUUACAUCGACUUGGACAGUGGGCUCCGGCCUAAUCAUCCAAACCUUCAUGGUUUAAAAUGGGCCAGGCUACCAAGACCAUUAAUACUGAUGACAAUAUAUUGGUGGGUUUUUCUUUCGUUUCUUA